GUUCUCCCCCAAAAAAAAAAAAAAUAUGACAUCUAAGGAAGAAGCCAAACCAUCUUCUGUGGAAGAGAGAAGGAGAAAUGCCUUGGACCACUUACCACCUCCUGCAAAUUCUAACAAACCACUGACUCCAUUCAGCAUUGAGGACAUCCUGAAUAAGCCCUCAGUCAGGAGAAGUUACACCAUCUGUGGGACAGCUCAUCUGCUGUCCACUUCGGAGAAGCCCCCUCCUGCAGGGUUACCUUUGUCCAGCAGAACACUUCUCUCCCAGACCUCACCUCUAUGUGCCCUGGAGGAACUAGCCAGCAAGACCUUCAAAGGUCUGGAAGUCAGUGUCCUGCAAGCUGCUGAAGGACGAGAUGGGAUGACAAUAUUCGGUCAGAGACAGACUCCAAAAAAGAGGAGAAAAUCCAGAACAGCUUUUACAAACCAUCAAAUCUAUGAGCUCGAAAAACGCUUUUUAUACCAGAAAUAUUUAUCCCCUGCGGAUAGAGACCAAAUCGCCCAGCAGUUGGGACUGACCAACGCUCAGGUCAUCACCUGGUUUCAAAACCGAAGAGCGAAGCUCAAAAGAGACCUAGAGGAGAUGAAAGCAGAUGUCGAGUCAGCCAAAAAAAUGAGCCCUACCUCAGUGGAAGCUGUGCUCACCAUCUCUGAACUUGAGGAGACAGAGUCUCUAGGUCUAGACGAACCUAAGGACAGGUCCAGGUCUCCCCAUCAUGGCCUGGGCAGCCACCUUCACAUGUCUCCUUCAUCUCCCUUCACAGAACAGCACACCAGCAAAGAGUGCUCAGAAGAUGAGGAGGACGUGGAAAUAGAUGUUGAUGACUAAUUUAUUAUUAUUAUAUUUUUUUUUUAAUGAAAAGACAUUGAACUAAAAGCAAGAAUGGACAGUAUUAAUGCUGCACUUGUGUCCUACCCUCAAAUCAUGAUUUACACCCAAGACAAUUUUUUUUUUCAAUUAAAGCAAUAAGUAAUAUUUAAAAAAAAAAAAAAAAAAAAGACUGAAAUGACUUCGGCUGCCCAAUCAGGUAGUUUCAUCUUUUAUUUGUAUUUUUGUUUAUUAUUAUUAUUAUUAUAAUGAUUAUUAUUUUUUGGAAUGGUGCAAUUGUGUAAGGCGUCUGUAAAAUAUAUAUUUAAGCAUAUUUUUUUAAGCUUUGAUUUUUAAUCUAAAUACAAUCUACAUAUCACCUAGCUUUGGGGAAAAAAAAUCACAAUCACUAUUUUGCAACAGAAAUAUUUUCAAUUUUAUUCUCCAGUAUCCGGCAUUAUUCUCUUGCAUGUAAAGAAAAAAAAAAAAACAAUAAAAAUGAAAAGUGCACGAUUUUUUUCCUUUGAUUUUAUUUUUGCUUGCUUUAUAAAUAGUAUUGUUCUCAUUUUUUUUUAUUCUUUUCACCACUUGACAUGUCUACAGCACUCUAUAUUUCCUUUGUCCAAUCAGACUUAAAAAAAAAUGUUUUUAUUAAAAUCAUUUCUACACGGCUCUGCCAUGACAGCACUUUUUUUUUUUUCACUUUUAUGCGACUGUGUGGUUUUUAAAAGAAAAUAAUUCUACCUUUCAUAAAUUAUUAUUAUUCAUACAAAGGAAGUCGAAAGACGUAUUUUUACUUGUUUCUAGGAGUUUGCAUGAUACGAUGAGAUGCAACCGAUGACAUACUGCAUACAAAGUUCUAUACAGAUUAAAUGUACAGGCAAA
Messenger RNA from Bufo bufo (common toad), 1693 nucleotides. It is a transcript of the gene LBX1, whose product is annotated as ladybird homeobox 1. The coding region runs from base 26 to 829 and encodes 267 amino acids. The record is from RefSeq and is a predicted model, not a curated record. Gene Ontology annotation, molecular function: DNA-binding transcription factor activity, RNA polymerase II-specific; DNA binding. The transcript is spliced from 2 exons. Gene Ontology annotation, biological process: regulation of DNA-templated transcription. Lineage: Eukaryota; Metazoa; Chordata; Amphibia; Anura; Bufonidae.